Messenger RNA from Erythranthe guttata (spotted monkey flower), 1800 nucleotides. NCBI's taxonomy places the organism in Eukaryota, Viridiplantae, Streptophyta, Magnoliopsida, Lamiales, Phrymaceae. The record is from RefSeq and is a predicted model, not a curated record.
AUGACGUUCUCCAUUACCUUUGCAUACUUGGAUCACGAAAACACAGAAAAUUUCGAAUGGGCGUUGCGUUGUUUGAAGGAGGCCAUGACCAGUUGUCCUCGGCCUAAUUGCAUUGUAACAGAUCGAGAUUUGGGUUUAAUGAAAGCAGUGGCCAAUGUGUAUCCAUCGAGUCAUCACUUGCUGCGUCGGUGGCAUGUGAACAAGAAUAUAGUGGCCAAUUGUAAGAAAUUGUUCACAAAGGACAUCACCAAAUGGAAGCAAUUUCAGUCGGUUUUUUCGGCUCUUAUUGAAAGAAAUACCAUAGAGGAGUUCAAUGAGGAUUGGGAGUCAAUGAAAAGAACAUUUAUCGGUUAUCCUCCGGCUAUAGCAUAUGUAGCUAAUUCGUGGUUGGAUCCGUACAAGGUGAGACUUGUAUCGGUGUGGACAAAUAAGUGUACUCAUUUUGGAACGUACACUUCUAAUAGGGUGGAGGGGGCACACGGACAAAUGAAAAGGGAUGUGCAUAAUUCAACUAGCACAUUUGUGGAUUUGUAUACGAAAGUCCACAACCAAAUUGUCGAACAACACAAUGACAUCAAAGCUUAUUUUGAAGUAAGUAAAAAUACUUACGAACACACUUUCAAAACGUUGAUAUACAAUGAGCUUCGUGGAAGUAUCUCAAAAUACGCUCUGCAACUACUCAAAGUUGAGGUGGACAAUGCGAAACUAUUGCAACCGAGCGAUAUGGGUUGUAGUUGCGCCAUCCGAACAACUCACGGUCUACCAUGUUGCCAUGAACUUCAUGAGUAUGUUGUUGUGAACAAAUGUCCUAUCCCACUUGAGUUAAUAGGCUCGUAUUGGAAACACAUGAGCAUGGAGCCCGUCGCGACCACAGACAAAGUCAUCCUACCAACCAUCGACGAAGAAUUAUCGGAAUACCAGAAGCUCUUUGAAUGUGCCGAUCUCGAUGCAAAAACUCAAUUGCGCAACCAUUUGAGACAUUUUACCCACCCAGAGAAGACUAACCUUACGGAGCCAAGUGAAAAAGUUGUUAGCAAAGGUCGACCGGGAAAAAAUAGGAAAGACAAAUCAAGCACUCGUGACAAAUCACAUUUUGAGUAUGUGGAGCCAAAGAAAAAAAAAUCGAAGCAAGCUAGUUGUUCUCCAAAGCUUAUACCUGUACUGAUGAGAUUACGAGGGCACUCGAAUGAUUCUAUUAACACUAUACCAACUCAAGAGUCAGGAAAAAGCACUAUACAGACGCAAGAGUCGUUCAAACUAUUAUUUGAAGAUGCAGAUGUGGGAUUGCCACCAGGUUUGAUCAGCAAGAAUAAGUACAUUGACACGAUCCAUCCACGAUUUCGUAUGCAUGUUCGAGAAAUCAUCAAUGUCGGUUCAGAUGGACACUGUGGAUUUCGGGCAGUUGCCUCUAUGAUGGGAUUUGGAGAAGAUGAAUGGGGUCGAGUACGAGAUGACAUGCUACGGGAGUUGACUUCUAAUUUUUCCACUUACACGGUCAUGCAACGUGGCGAAGAAACUGUUAGAAGCAUGCAAACUAUUGUGAGUAACUGGGAUGUUCCUGCCACUCGUGACCAUUGGAUGUUUUUUCCAAAUAUGGGUCAUGUAAUUGCUUCAACAUACAAUAUUGUGCUUGUCUACUUAUCCAAGUAUCAGUGUCUCACGUUCCUUCCUCUAUCGAGCGAUCCAAUGCUUUUCAGAGAGAGACAAGAGCACGGAAUGGCAUUCGUCGACAACUGUCACUUCGUGCAUGUUGUCUUGAACAACAAUUGUCCAAUACCUCCAAUCGCCCAUUAUUGGUAA